Molecule: messenger RNA, 1405 nt
Organism: Melitaea cinxia (Glanville fritillary)
Lineage: Eukaryota; Metazoa; Arthropoda; Insecta; Lepidoptera; Nymphalidae
Product: zinc finger protein 771-like
Exons: 7
Coding region: 47-1372 (441 amino acids)
Biological process (GO): regulation of transcription by RNA polymerase II
Cellular component (GO): nucleus
Molecular function (GO): DNA-binding transcription factor activity, RNA polymerase II-specific; zinc ion binding; RNA polymerase II transcription regulatory region sequence-specific DNA binding
Source: RefSeq, a predicted model, not a curated record
CUUAUAUACUCGUUGACGGGUAUAAUAUUUUUAAAAAUAUUAUAGAAUGGAUUUCAAUAAUAUUUGCAGGACAUGCUUAUCACGAAAUAAUCUAAAUCCUAUAUUUACAAAUGUAAUAAACAAUGUAAUUAAUUUAGAUAUAAUAUACGUAGCUACUGGUGUAAUGAUUAAAUUAAACGAUGGGCUUCCUCAAAACAUAUGUUCAUAUUGUAUUAAAACCGUUCAACAUAUAUUAGAAUUCAGAAAGAAAUGCAAAGAGGCUGAAACUGAGCUGAUAUCAAUUAAAAAAGACGACAAAAAUUCUCAUACAAGUGAUUUUGACAUACAAACAAAACACAAUGACAUACAAAGUACAACAUUGAAAGAUUUCCACAAUAAAAAUCAUAACAUAAAAGUAAAGACUGAAAAUCAGAUAGAAAUCAAAAUCAAAUUAGAAGCAGAUGUCAACGAUGAUGACGACAAACCAUUGAUAUUUCUAAAAGAAAAUCCACACAAAUCGAACCAAAUCAGAGUCACGAAUGUAUUGUUUGAUAUUAACGACAACGGUUCUAGAAUUACAUGCAAGUUGUGUCAAAAAAACUUGUCUAAGCGUAGUUUCAACAUGCACAUGGCGAGACGCCAUCCCGGUGCAGACGACACUAGAAUGAAAUGUGAAUUGUGCGAUGAUUACAUUUUGAAAGACAAUUUGAACCGUCAUUUAGCAACUAUACACGGUACUGAUAGUUUUGUGUGCAGAUAUUGUAAAAAGGAGCAUAAAAAUAAGGAGUCACUCGCUGAGCAUGUUACAAACUGUACAGUCAAGAAGAGAAGAAGAAGUUGCAAGUCAAGUCGUGAAGUAACGGAGUGUGAUGUAUGUAAUAAAAAGAUGCAAAAGGCAAGCCUUAGAAUGCACAAAGCGAUCAAACACGCCGGCUUGGGGCCCGUUUGCGAGUACUGCGGCAAACGCUUCGGUAAUAAGUUUCGUCUGAAUGAACACUAUCGCGCUAAGCACGGCCAUGAGAAGUUUAAGUGCAGCUACUGUGACUUCCAGAGCGCAGCCGUGUUGGCGAUGAGGAAUCACGAGAGGCGCCACCGAGGCGAGAAGCCGUUCGUGUGUGAGGCGUGCGGCGCCAAGUUCCACGCCGCCUACUUGCUCGCCCAGCACAAACACUCGCACCGCACCGAUAAAAUCUUCAAAUGCCCGCAGUGCCCCGCCGCCUUCAAGGCCGGCAACAGCCUGCGCACGCACCGGCGCGCCUGCCACGGCGCGGCGCGCGUGCGCUGUGCGGUGUGCGCACGCGCCUGCCGCAGCCGGCCCGCCGCCGUGCGCCACAUGCGGGCCGUGCACCGCCACCGCGGGCCCGUGCCGCCGCUGCCGUACAUCGACACAUAACACGGCCUGCCGCAGCUGCUGUAUAUCGACACA